AUUAUCAUUCCUAAGAAUGUGGCCCCCAGCCAAAAAUCACAGAUUUGACCUAAAAAUUAGCUUACAAAAAAUUUGACCAAAAUUAGCGUAACCAGUUGCCGGUUGGCCGCUACACGGUCGGCAAGUUCUUGUCGCAAAUUUAAUCAAUCAAAUUAUCAUCCACGAAAGAAAAAGAAGAAAAGAGAGGGGACAUGGGAGGAGGAAGCAAAGAGCGAGCAAAGGAAAGAAGAGAGAAAAGGCAACAAGAAAUUUCACUUCUUCGAACCAUUCCUUACUCUGAUCACCAAAGGUGGUGGUCCCAAGAAACAAUUGCAGUAGUGACAGGUGGUAACAGAGGAAUAGGGUUUGAAAUAGUGAGACAACUGGCAAACCAUGGUUUAACAGUUGUAUUAACGUCAAGAGCAAGUGGGGCUGGCCUUGAAGCUGUUCAUGUAUUGCAAGAAUCAGGUCUUAGCGUUGUCUUUCAUCAACUCGAUAUCUCUGAUUCUUCUUCUAUCAAACACUUUGCUGACUGGAUACAGCAAACUUAUGGUGGUCUUGAUAUUCUGGUGAAUAAUGCAGGUGUUAAUUACAAUGUUGGGUCUGAAAAUUCUGUUGAAUUUGCACGUAAUGUUAUUGAUACUAAUUAUUACGGGACUAAGAAUUUGAUUAAAGCUAUGAUUCCUUUGAUGAGGCAUUCUGCUGCAGGCGGUCGCAUUGUUAGUGUAAGCUCAAGGCUUGGUAGAUUAAAUGGCAGACGAAAUAGAAUUGGGGUUGCGACUUUGAGAGAACAAUUAAGUAACCUGGAAACGCUAUCAGAGGAGCUCAUUGAUAGGACUCUAUCUACUUUCCUACAGCAAGUAGAAGAUGGAACUUGGUCGUCAGGUGGGUGGCCUCAGACUUUCACUGACUACUCGAUGUCAAAACUUGCAGUUAAUGUUUUCACUAGGUUAAUGGCAAAGGAGCUGUCAGACCGACCUGAAGGUGAGAGGAUCUAUAUCAACUGCUUCUGUCCAGGUUGGGUGAAGACUGCCAUGACAGGUUGGGCUGGUAAUGUAUCAACUGCAGAUGGGGCUGAUACUGCAGUGUGGCUUGCCCUGCUUUCAGAACAUUCAAUAUCAGGAAAGUUCUUUGCAGAGAGACGUGAAAUAAGCUUCUGAGGCAAUUGUGCUGAGGCCUAUUACAGGAUGUGUGAGCAAGUUCCCAUCUCCUGAAUUUGAGAACAGAUCAAAUGGGGAAAGAUUAAUGCCAGUGGAGGAGUCAUUCAUACAUUCUCCAUUUAAAGGAGUUUGCCUUGCAGAUUUUACUCAUAAGGAGUUGAAAGAAGAUUUCUUUCCUUGUUGGAAUGAAGACACAUACAUGGGUAGCCAGUCUGCUUGAUCUCCAGAAGGGUACAGCAAGCAAUAUAAACUGUCAACUUUCCCUUGAAAAUCAUGCUAGGUUUUUCUUUGAGCACAGGAUUGCCGUCAAACAUCCAAUUAGCUGAGAUUCCUAAACUGGAUUGAGUUGAUAAGUGUGUUCCCUUUUAAGGUUUUAAUUAUACUUUUAGUUGUUUCCUGCCUUCAAUAUUCUCAAUCAAGCUGUAUAGAAUACAAGUUAUAAACUCUCCAUUUUUUUUCUUCUAAAAUUUAAAGAAAUCGUGGCAGCUUCUUAUA
Ricinus communis (castor bean) is the source of this 1634-nucleotide messenger RNA. RefSeq names its product carbonyl reductase [NADPH] 1. NCBI's taxonomy places the organism in Eukaryota, Viridiplantae, Streptophyta, Magnoliopsida, Malpighiales, Euphorbiaceae. Bases 192 to 1139 code for a protein of 315 amino acids. The transcript is spliced from 4 exons. The record is from RefSeq and is a predicted model, not a curated record. Gene Ontology annotation, cellular component: membrane. Gene Ontology annotation, molecular function: oxidoreductase activity, acting on the CH-OH group of donors, NAD or NADP as acceptor.